UUUGGUGACGUGUUGACUGAGAGUGUUGCGUUUGCGAGUUUGCUACUUGGCCACACGUGUGUUCAACCUAUUGACGCGAGAGGCACGGGGGCCACCAUGAGGCUGCUACUGGUGCUGGCGGCUUGCUGCUCGGGCUGCCUGGCCGCCAGGGUGCUGGGGCUGUUCCCCACGCUCAGUCGCAGCCAGGCCACCUCGUUCACGAGCCUCAUGAAGGGGCUGGCGGCCAGGGGUCACCAGGUGACGGUGGUCAGCGCCUUCCCGCAGCCCGCCCCUCUCGCCAACUACACCGACCUCGACAUGAACAUCGACGGCGACGGUCUCUAUGCCGCCGUCAUGAAGGGGCUGAUGGCGCGAGGCGGGGACCGCUCCUGGAACCCGGAGAUAUUCAGGCGCACCCUCUCGACGCUGCAGAUGACCGCGGAGAUGACAGACAUGGCGCUGAUGAACCCGGCCUUCCAGCAGCUCCUCAAGUCCUCCGACUCGCAGUUCGACCUGGUGGUGCUCGAAGCCUUCGCCAGCGACGCCCUCCUUGGCUUCGCGCACAAGUACAACGCCUCGGUCGUGGCCUUCUGCCCCUCGGCGGGCUACCCCUGGGUGCUGGACUCGGUGGGGAACCCGCACCCGCCGUCGUACGUGCCCAGCGUGUUCCUCCGGCUGGACCGAGGGAUGUCCCUGUGGCAGAGGGUCGUCAACAGCCUGCUCGAGGUGGGGCUGAAGCUGCUGCGCGAGUGGUACCUGGUGCCCCAGCAGGACCGCGUCAUGCGCAAGCACUUCGGCCACCUGGAGGGACUGCCUCACGUCUCGGAGCUGCAGGCGAGGACGUCGCUGCUGCUGCUCAACAGCCACGCGGCCUUCCACCCGCCCGUGCCCUUGCUGCCCCACGUGGUCCCCGUGGGAGGGCUGCACCUGCGGCCGCCGGGCCGGCUGCCCAAGGAACUGCGGCGGUUCAUGGACGGCGCGCAGAGCGGCGUGGUGUACUGCUCGCUGGGCGCCGGCCUGCGCAGCGCCGACCUGCCGGCACGUGCCAGGGACGCCCUGGUGCGCGUGUUCUCCAGAGCCAAGCAGCGCGUGCUCUGGAAGUACGAGGAGGCGCUGCCCGACCAGCCGGGAAACGUUAAGACCGGAACGUGGUUCCCGCAGCAGGACGUCCUAGCUCACCCGGGCCUGAAGGUGUUCGUGACAUCGGGCGGCCUGCUGAGCCUGAUGGAGGCGGCGGACCGCGGGGUGCCCGUGCUGGGGCUCCCAGUGACUCUGGACCAGCAGCUGAACCUGAAGAGGGCACGCGAGGACGGCUACGCUGUCACCGUCGACCUGGCCAACCUCACCGAGCACAGCCUCGCCCGCGCACUGGGCAGGCUGCUGCGCAACCCCAGGUACCGGCGCGCAGCCCAGGAGCGCUCCCGCCUGCUGCGCGACCAGCCACUCAGCCCGCUGGAGCGCGCCGUGUGGUGGACCGAGUACGCGCUGCGCCACGAGGGCAUGCCACACCUGCGCUCCGCCGUGCUGCACCUAGGCUGGGCACAGAGCCUGCUGCUGGACGUGGCGGGCCUCGCCCUGGGCUCCGGGCUGCUGGGCGUCGCCCUGGCCUGGCACCUGCUGCGGCGGAGGCUGAGUGUGGAGCGGCGAGCCCCGACGACAACCAACACCCAGUCACAACGUGACUCGUCACCAAGUGGACUAAAAAAAAAAGGAGACGAUGACCGACACAAUUCUCAGUAAACACCGUAAAAUGAGGUGAAUAGAGUCUGUUCAAAAAAAUAAUCAUGAAUAAAUCUAUUAAUU
This is a messenger RNA of Bacillus rossius redtenbacheri, 1782 nucleotides long. RefSeq names its product UDP-glycosyltransferase UGT5-like. Gene Ontology annotation, molecular function: UDP-glycosyltransferase activity. The coding region runs from base 97 to 1719 and encodes 540 amino acids. NCBI's taxonomy places the organism in Eukaryota, Metazoa, Arthropoda, Insecta, Phasmatodea, Bacillidae. The record is from RefSeq and is a predicted model, not a curated record. The transcript is spliced from 6 exons.